Aureobasidium namibiae CBS 147.97 is the source of this 1434-nucleotide messenger RNA. RefSeq names its product SAC3/GANP domain protein. Gene Ontology annotation, cellular component: nucleus. The record is from RefSeq and is a predicted model, not a curated record. The transcript has 3 exons. The coding region runs from base 1 to 1434 and encodes 477 amino acids. Lineage: Eukaryota; Fungi; Ascomycota; Dothideomycetes; Dothideales; Saccotheciaceae.
AUGACAACCACGCCGUGGCAGUCCGGCUCGCCAGCUUUCACAGCAGUUGUUGCUCGCCGAUCGCUGACCCGUCCAUCUGUACCCCCAGCCCAACCUGUAGCCCAAGCCCAGGCUCCUGUUAAGAUCGAGUGGCCUCAGCCUGUGCGCGACUUUGUUCAACGUGCCUUUGCCGACAAACCCAACGACAAUCACGCAGACGAUCUUGAAGACGGUGCCGUCGCUGCAAAGCUGAAGUCCGUCAUCACUCAAGCAGCUGAAGCAAAUCAACUCGAGAUCAUCGACUGGCCCAGCCAUCCUCUCCCACGGGAACUCCUUCGUAUUGAAAGAGCCGCCAUGAUGAGCGCCUCGAAGAAACGAAAGUCCAUGGAUGUGGACACGACCGCUGACGCUUCGUCGCCUAUCCCUCCCUGGAGAGUCAAGAACCUCUCUCUCGCCGACCGCAUCACCAACCCUAGUCCCGACAAGCGCCAGAAAAAAGCCGACCAGUUCCGUGCCACUGCCCCUCCCAGUAAGUUGAGCGAUCUCGAGAAACGAAGGCAGCGUUUCGCGCUCGGCAACCAAGGUCCCAAUUCUCCUUUCAUCUCUUCUCCUCGUGACGACUCUCCCAUGCCCGACGCCAACGAUGGUCCCUGUGUCGGCACUUCUCAAACACUCGAGAAGAACUAUUUCCGCCUCACCGCCCCUCCUAAGCCCGAAACUGUUCGUCCCCUGCACAUUCUCAAACAAACUCUCGAUCUUCUUAUUAGGAAGUGGAAAGACGAGCACAAUUACGGGUACAUUUGCGAUCAGUUCAAGUCUUUGAGACAGGAUCUCACUGUCCAACACAUCAAAAAUGAUUUCACAGUCCGCGUUUACGAGGCCCACGCACGCAUAGCUUUGGAAAAGGGGGACCUGGGUGAGUACAAUCAGUGUCAGACUCAACUUCGUACUCUAUACAAGAUGAAGUUGCGUGGUUCCCCUGGUGAAUUUUUGGCUUAUCGCAUUCUCUACACCAUCUAUACUUGUAACCGACAGACCAUGAACGAUGUUUUGGCAGAUUUAACCUCAGCAGACAAGCAGUAUCCCGCCGUCAAGCAUGCCCUGGCAGUGCGAGCCUCGUUGGCCACAGGCAAUUAUCACAGAUUCUUUAGGUUGUUCAACGAAUCGCCAAACAUGGGUGCCUACCUGAUGGACAUGUUCGUCAAUCGCGAAAGAGUGGCUGCCUUGGCCGCCAUCUGCAGAGCUUAUCGUCCCGGUGUCAAAGUCUCCUUCCUAACAGAAGAGUUAGCAUUCAUAAGUGACGAGCAAUGUGCGCAGUUUCUUUGUGAACACGGCGCACAACAUUGCUUUGAAGAAAAGCCGGAUGGCCAUCUCUUCUCUUGUCAGAAAGGAAGCCCGAUCUUUGAGACGGCCAAAAACGGUGCAUACCGUGUCGACAUCAAGGGCCAGAUAUGA